Molecule: messenger RNA, 1472 nt
Organism: Jatropha curcas
Lineage: Eukaryota; Viridiplantae; Streptophyta; Magnoliopsida; Malpighiales; Euphorbiaceae
Product: patatin-like protein 2
Biological process (GO): lipid metabolic process
Molecular function (GO): glycerophospholipase activity; monoacylglycerol lipase activity
Source: RefSeq, a predicted model, not a curated record
ACUAUACUGAUAUAUAUUUCAGGUGACUAAUUAUCAGCUAAUAAAGUGUUAGUGUUUAAUUAAUUCAGAUGGCGCCAUCUGAAUUUCCAUUCACUUCAAAAGGACAAUCAACUGAUCAACGGAAGAAGGUCACUGUACUUAGCAUUGAUGGUGGCGGAAUUCGAGGGAUCAUUCCUGCAGUCAUCCUCCAUGAACUUGAAAAACACCUUCAGAAAUAUGAUGGACCAGAUGCAAGAAUUGCAGAUUAUUUUGAUAUAGUAGCAGGAACAAGCACAGGGUCCAUAUUAGCAGCAAUGAUAACUGCACCAGAAAAAAGAGGUUACAACAACAUUUUUGACGCAAACGUGCGGCUUCGUCCCAGGCUUGAUGCUUCACAAUUUGUUGGUUUCUACGAGAACAAAGGCAAAGAUAUCUUCGGAAGCCCGAUAUUUCAUGUUUUUGAUUAUCCAAAAAAGAUAAAGGAGGCUCUGCAAUAUAUUUUGUGUCGUUUUACGUCUCCUAUUAACUGGUUCGAAGCUGGAAUGGCUAUACUCACUAGACAUGGACCCUCACCUCUUAGGUCUGCAAUUAAGCAAGAGCUACAACAAAUUGGCCUCAAUGAAACUCUCACCAAAGUCGUUAUACCCACUUUCAGAAUUAGAAAGACCAAGCCUGUCAUUUUUACUUCAGAUAUGACGAAAGAUUAUAAGGGCAAGAACUACGAAGACUUUCGUCUUGCAGAUGUAGUUCUUGCCUCCUCCGCAGCUCCUACAUUUUUUCCUCCACAUAAAAUCCGUUUUAAGGGCAAGGAAGAUGGGUUUUUUGAUGGUGGUGUAUCUGCAAAUAAUCCUACUUUGGCUGCAAUCUGUGAAGCAACAAAAACAUAUGGAAACGAAAGAAACUUUGAGAAUUAUUUGGUUCUAUCAAUUGGUACUGGCCGAGUAGACUUAUCCCCAUAUCGUGGACAAGGUUUUGCAGAAUGGCUGUUUAAGGAAAUAUUUGGGAAAUUAAGAUUUGAGUUCCUAUGCAAUACAGUCAGUGAUGCUGUUGAGUUAUACAUGUCACGUAUCUUCCACUGCAAUGGAGUCUCUAAAAACUAUCUGCGAAUCCAGGAAUAUGAAUUGGAGAGUCAAAUGGAGAUUAUGGAUGAUGCAUCGCAGAGAAAUCUUUUUAACCUGAAGAACUGUGGAUCAGUUCUUUUGGAUAAAAAUGCAAAGAUUGUGAAUCCGGAUACAGGAUGUGUUGAGGAACUUUCAUAUAAAUAUAAAGACGCUUUGGCCGAAUUCGCUCGAGAGUUGGUGAAAGAAAAGAAAAAGACUCGUUCUUCUGCCUUCAGCUACUAAUUUAUAUGAUAGAGCUGCUUGCUUGAUUAAGCAUUAUGCACCAAAUAAAACAACCAAAGGAGACCUUUAUUUAUUUCCUUAAUUUCCUGUGUAUAAAUAAAUAAAAAAAAGGAAAAUACAUGAUUCACCAAUAUUAUAAUUAGAUAUGAA